AUGUGGCAGGCACCGGCAUACACCAUACUGGGCGCCGGGGAGGUGUUCGCCGCCAUUGGCGUGAUCGAGCUCUUCUACGACAAAGCGCCCGAGAGCAUGAGGAGUCUGUGCACCGCACUCGCACAGCUCGCUGUCGCAGCGGGGAACUACCUUAACUCGGCCGUGCUGGGCUCCGUCGCGUCCGCCACGGGAUGGAUCCCAGAGGACCUCAACGACGGCCACCUGGACUACUUCUUCUGGCUGAUGGCGGUGCUCGGCGCACUAAACCUGCUGCAGUUCUUGCUCUGCUCUGUUCCGGCCAUGAGGCACACCCGUAGGUAGCCCGACUUCACAAAGACAUAGCAGUCCGUGUUCAUUUUUCUUAUUAAAAAAUAGGAUUAUCCCCAGGCUCUGCAUCAUUUCAAUGGAAACAAGCAUAGUCGGUGUUCAUAGUGAGUGUUCAUUUGGACUUGAGAAAUUACAUCAUUUACAAAUAUUAGUACGCAACAGCG
Messenger RNA from Triticum dicoccoides, 491 nucleotides. RefSeq names its product protein NRT1/ PTR FAMILY 8.5-like. The record is from RefSeq and is a predicted model, not a curated record. The transcript has a single exon. NCBI's taxonomy places the organism in Eukaryota, Viridiplantae, Streptophyta, Magnoliopsida, Poales, Poaceae. Gene Ontology annotation, molecular function: transmembrane transporter activity. Bases 1 to 321 code for a protein of 106 amino acids. Gene Ontology annotation, biological process: transmembrane transport. Gene Ontology annotation, cellular component: membrane.